Molecule: messenger RNA, 2484 nt
Organism: Neurospora tetraspora
Lineage: Eukaryota; Fungi; Ascomycota; Sordariomycetes; Sordariales; Sordariaceae
Exons: 1
Coding region: 307-2361 (684 amino acids)
Biological process (GO): protein adenylylation
Cellular component (GO): mitochondrion
Molecular function (GO): AMPylase activity
Source: RefSeq, a predicted model, not a curated record
CCGGAGCUUUUGCUCAUCUCAUGUUCAUGUCGUCAGGAACAGCAUUCAGAUACAGAUAUUAGCAUAUCCGCGGAACAUACAAUUGGCAGUUGAAACCCAUUCGGAAUCAUUGACUUUCCCAUCCCUACUAUAACCUAGGUAGACCUUGUCUGACUAAUUCCCCUGGGCUGGACUACCCAAACCUCGGACAACGAAGAAUACACAUACAACGUUGCCACUGUAACCACCUCCAGGUUAACCUCGUAUGUAUACCGGUAUAGUCAAGUGUCGAGAAGCAACCACUUCCUACUCCAACUAUUGCCCUUGAUGCGCUCAUUGAAACCCGCAGCCCGCUGUCUUGCUGUCGCUCAACAUCUGAAAAGCAUCCCAUACGCAAACCAACCCUUCUCGGCUUUCUUCAGCACCACCAACAACAUCAUGGCCUUAAACGGCACCCCCACCGAGAACGGGACACACCCCCUCUCAUCCGAAGGCACAACAUUAUCCGCCCUCCCCAAAUCAUGGCACUUCACUGCCUCUCUCCCACCAGAUGCCGCCUUCCCUACACCAGCUGACAGCCACAAGGCUGAUCGCGAUGACCUCGGUCCUCGCCAGGUGAAGAAUGCCAUCUUCACAUGGGUUCGUCCCGAGAAGCAACAAGACCCCGAGCUUCUCGCCGUCUCUCCAGCUGCCAUGCGCGAUCUCGGUCUCGCACUGUCGGAAGCAGACACGGAAGAAUUUCGCGAAGUAGCAGUAGGCAACAAGAUCAUCGGCUGGGAUGAAGAGAUGCUUUCCGGCCCCGGUUACCCCUGGGCUCAAUGUUACGGAGGCUUCCAGUUCGGUCAAUGGGCAGGUCAACUCGGUGACGGGCGCGCCAUCUCCUUGUUCGAAGGAACCAACCCGUCCACAGGUGUCCGGUAUGAGAUUCAGCUCAAGGGGGCCGGCAUGACGCCUUACAGCCGCUUUGCAGACGGCAAGGCCGUUCUCCGUUCUAGCAUCCGCGAGUUUGUCGUCAGCGAAGCUCUCCAUGCCCUCGGGAUUCCCAGCACCCGCGCGCUAGCCAUCAGCCUGCUCCCGCACUCGCGCGUGCGGCGUGAGACCAUGGAGCCCGGCGCCAUCGUGGUUCGCAUGGCCCAGAGCUGGCUGCGCUUCGGCAACUUCGACAUCCUCCGCGCGCGCGGCGACCGCAAGCUCGUCCGUCAACUAGCCACCUACAUCGGCGAGGAGGUAUUCGGCGGGUGGGACAAGCUUCCCGGGCGGCUGGCUGAUCCGGAAGGUGCGCCCGGCGACGAACCUCCCCGGGGAAUUCCCAAAGAAACCAUUGAAGGCCCUCCCGGAGCCGAAGAAAACCGGUUCCACCGACUCUACCGCGAAAUCAUCCGGCGCAACGCCCUGACUGUCGCCAAGUGGCAAAUCUACGGCUUCAUGAACGGCGUGCUCAACACGGACAACACCUCCAUUUUUGGGCUUUCCAUCGACUUCGGCCCCUUCGCCUUCAUGGACAACUUCGACCCCAACUACACGCCCAACCACGACGACUUUGCUUUACGCUACAGCUAUCGCAACCAAGCGACCAUCAUCUGGUGGAACCUGGUCCGACUAGGCGAAGCCCUGGGCGAACUAAUCGGCGCCGGUCCCGACGUCGAUUCGGAGUCUUUCAUCACAAACGGACUCAACUUCGACGACGACGCCGCUUCGAAACCCAUCGAGGAGCGUGCCCACAAGCUCAUCACCCAGGCGGGCGAGGAGUUCAAGGCCGUGUUCAUGGCCGAGUUCAAGCGGCUGUUUACGGCGCGCCUCGGGCUAAAGACCUACAAGGAAUCCGACUUUGACGCCCUCUUCGACUCCCUCCUCAACACCAUGGAAGCCCUCGAGCUCGAUUACAACCUCUUCUUCCGGCGGCUCAGCACACUUAAAACCGCUGACCUACAAACCGAAGAAACCCGCCAAAAGGCUGCUGCCGAGGUCUUCUUCUCUCAGGUUGACGGCGUGCCCGGACAUGGAACCGACCAAGAAAAGGCGCGCAAGCGCGUGGGCGAGUGGUUGGAUAAGUGGCGGCAGCGGAUCGAGGAGGAUUGGUCGUCCGCAGCUGACUCGGAGGAGCGUGUGGCCGCGAUGAAAAAGGUCAACCCUAGCUUUAUCCCGCGGGGGUGGAUUCUGGACGAGGUGAUUCGCCGCGUGGAGAAGGAGGGCGAGCGGGACGUGCUCAAGAGGGUGUUGCACAUGGCUACACAUCCGUUUGAGGAUGCCUGGACUGGUAAGGAGUUUGAGGAUGGACCGACUGGGAAGGGUGUUUAUCAAGGCGAUAAGGCGGAGGAGGAGAGGUGGACGGGGGAUGUGCCGCAGCAGAAGAAGGCUAUGCAGUGCAGUUGUAGCUCGUAAGGGCGGUGCUCGAAACUAGAUGUGAUGGAGUCUGUUUGGUGCUGAGAGAUAUCCCUUUCUUAUUCUAGUAUUAUUAGCGAAGCCUUUAUUGAUGACAAGUCAAAAUUGCACCGGUUUAGUAGA